Gossypium arboreum is the source of this 374-nucleotide messenger RNA. RefSeq lists its product as uncharacterized. Lineage: Eukaryota; Viridiplantae; Streptophyta; Magnoliopsida; Malvales; Malvaceae. Bases 3 to 374 code for a protein of 123 amino acids. The record is from RefSeq and is a predicted model, not a curated record. The transcript has 4 exons.
UUAUGCUAUCAUCUUUCUCCAUAGCUGAAUGUGAAAAGAAAAAGAUGAGUUUGGAAGCUUUGAAUAUUCGGCACUUUGAAAGCUUAUUUCGGAUUGGCAAAAGUGGAAUUCAAAUUUGGAUCUGGGGAAAAUCAAAGUGGUCGAUUAGUCGUCUCGUUCUGAUUAUCGUUGUCCGAGACACUAGAAAUGUAUCCGGGCUAAAGUCCCGCAGGCUUCGUGCUGGAAAUGUAUCCAGGCUAAAGUCCCGCAGGCUUCAUGUUGAAAAUGUAUCCGGGCUAAAGUCCCGCAGGCUUCGUGCUGGAAAUGUAUCCGGGCUAAAGUCCUGCAGGCUUCAUGUUGGAAAUGGUUUGACUACUCUGACCUUUUUGUAUUAG